GCUCGGGGGCUGCUCCAGCUGCGACUCGCGGCUCAGCCUUCGACGCUCGUGUUCACUGUAAACUGCCUUGCCCAUCAGUAUGCGCUCAUGGUCAAGACCGCGCUGCAUCACAUGGAUUCUUUCCUCCGUGUAAGCGGAGCGAAGUACUUCUACUGGUCGGCCGUGGCCAAGAUCAUGCACUCGUGGCGUGCGAACGCUGUCCGCAUAUUCACGCUCUGGUGCGAUUGUUAUAGCCCCACGAAGGCGAUUGCUGCUUUCGCCCAUCGAGUCCCCCCCCGCCCCAUCACGGGGCGGUGGGGGUCUGUGCGGGAUUGUGAACGCCACCUUCUACGCUGCGACCGCGCCCAGCUCAGGGCCAUCAUGACUGCCGCCAUCGGGUGCCCCAGGCCCGACGACCCCUUGAUAGAUGGGGAGAAGCAGCAGCAGGCAAUUCCAACGUCUGGGUUAAACGAGAUAGACCAGACCGACACUGCAGUUUACAAAGAAAAGAUGGGCAAGUUCGCCUCCGACGCGUUGGUUGCGCUCCGGGACGAGCGGUUCUGGUUGGCGAUGGAAACUUCGCAGCAUUUGCGCGGGCCCCUGGACCACAUGCUCCAUUCUGUUCAACAGGUUCGACUUCGAGGCCAAGUCUCGAAUCUAGCAGAUAUGGUGUUUGAGAAAGCAGCCGAAAUCCAUCGGCAGAUCGAGGAUCGCAUCGAUGUUGGAGGUGCUGGUUGGAGGGGCAUCCUUGGCAAGUAUCCACCAGACGUUGCCAGCCCCGCCGUCAUCGGUUGUAUCAAGCAGGGGGCCCUCAAGGUGCAUGGGGAUUUCCAGUUUCGGGUCGUCUCUUCGACGUGUGACUCGUACCCUGUGAAGCUUCUCUGGCUGGCCUACAGCCCGCCACACCGAGAUUGCGCUAAACGGAGGGAUCUCGCCCGCGAGCUGCUCACGCCCGCAGAUCCCAAGGCGCUCCACAUCACGGCUGCCACUAUUGUCAGGCUUUUCAAGCCAGAACUGGAGGCGUUGCGGAGCGGCACCCUCAGCACGUGCCUCUACGCGCCGAUGAGGAUGGUGUGCGAGCAAUGGAGGUGCGACACGCAGGAGAUCGAGGGGAUAAACAACAUGCUGCAGGUGGUGUGCCAGCGGGCACCUCGCAUUUCCCUGGCGCUGCUGGACGCCCGCAUCGGGCUCCGGAAGGAAUACGGCCUUGGCAGUAGAGCAACUGCUACCUUGAAGUGGAGCCAGAUCAAGGACUGCGUUCACGCUACCAUAGAUGACUCCAUCCAGUUUACCAGCGAGAUCCGCUCAGUGCUGACGCUGCCGCAGCGAUGGGCGGUUCCGCCUCUUGCAUACGACCCCGUCGCGAUCCCCAACGAGCGCACCAUUGACGCAAUAGUUCCGAAGGCUGCGAAAGAGUGGGCCGCGUCCUACAACAUGGCCUGGUAUUGGCAAUCCUGCAACCUUACCCGUGGGAAGGAUGUGACCUCCUCGAUCAUCGCGUUCGCCGGAGAGGAUGCUGCUGGCGACGGGGCGUCGUCGGCUUGGCUGUGCGAGUCAUGUUUUGGGUACGUCGGGACCUUCGUGAAAGUGAACCUCGUCUGUGCAGAUGUAGACAUGGUGCAGGCCACUGUGUCAUUGGCGCAGCCCGUCGUCCACAUGACAUCGCAGCAAUUGUUCUUGCGGCUGUACGACCGAUGCAAGGCUGGCCAGCGACUCGACCACACGGUCGGAGUCGUGCGACAUGGGGUAGGAAUCACGAGUUCGACCACCGUCUUGAGCCUCACGGACAUGGUCAACAUGGGCGCGAUCGCAGAUGUGCUGGCCCCAGUCGUAGAGUCCGAGUACAAGCCCAAGCGGAAGAAACCAGCGGAGGCCGUCGUGCCUGCAGAGCCCGGUGGCAAGGGCAAGGGCAGGGGCAGGAAAGGAGGCAGAGGCGGCGGCAAGGGCAUGCUGAAGGCUGGGGCUGCGGCCGCUGCGAUGGCCGACCCCGCCGAGGCGGCGGCCGCCGCCGAGGCGAUCGACGGGCAGCUGGCCCUUGCCGACGCAGAUGCGAUUGCAGAGACGGAUCUUCUCUCUGGGGUCCCAGAGGCUUUCAUGGCCAACGCAGACCUGGCCAAGACGGCCAGCGCAAUUGGAGACCAGAAGUUCGCUGCGAAGUUUUUCAAGGCGUAUGCGAAGUUGUACCCUGGCGCGCUCGAGGAAGCAAAGGAAGCCAAG
This is a messenger RNA of Prorocentrum cordatum, 2196 nucleotides long. The record is from the annotation of a GenBank genome assembly. NCBI's taxonomy places the organism in Eukaryota, Dinophyceae, Prorocentrales, Prorocentraceae.